Messenger RNA from Vanessa atalanta (red admiral), 821 nucleotides. RefSeq lists its product as uncharacterized. The transcript has 2 exons. The record is from RefSeq and is a predicted model, not a curated record. Lineage: Eukaryota; Metazoa; Arthropoda; Insecta; Lepidoptera; Nymphalidae. Bases 285 to 821 code for a protein of 178 amino acids.
UGCGCCGGCGCACGUUUGCGAUGAAAGUACCGGAACACUCGCGACUUUCUAUCGACUUUAGUGAAUGUUUCAAAUAAAACCCUACACAAGCUGAUACUUUAGACUGACGUAUCUAAGUGACAUCCGUGAUAUUAAAUUCAAACGGGAUAAACACGUGUUAGUGACAGGAAUCUUAUUUGAUCUGAGAGUGGAAACAACAUUGGUCUCUUGUCUUAAUUGAAUACCAUAAACAUGGAUUUAAGAAAUAAAAUUUCCCUACGGAGGUCACGGCCACGCAUCGAAUCAUGGGUCAAGAACAAUCCUUCAUCACUCAAGCCAGUGUUGCUCCUGUAAAAAAAUAUCAGGACAAAUACGACGAUACCAUACAAUACAGAGUUUCUCCUAUCGACUAUCGAACGAGCGACUACGACAGGACAGAUUACAAACGUCACAGAGCAAGGAGUAGUGCCGAGAGUUUCAAAAGCGACAACUCCUCGACGGAGAGCAGUGGCUACAGAAGCGGUUCCAGUGCUUACGAAUGCCGUUCCGAGAGAUCGUCAAACAGUGAUUAUUACUGCACAUCCUUAUACAAGAACAAUCACUACAAAGAUAUAAACAAAGAACUUUAUAAACCAGUCAAAAUACCCAAAGAUAAACGCUAUAAGCAAUUGUUCGACGACAAAGACGAAAAUAAAAGCGGAAGGUUGAAAGGCUACCUCAGCGAAGCCGAGAAAGCUAAAUUGAAGGCUGGUCCGACGCCUAAGAGGGCCGGUAUAAGAAAUUACACACCUAAAAUUAUAUCGGCAGAGGAGCAGCGGAAAAAGAUAGAGAAUUGGAUUUAG